CCAGACCAGACCAUCAAACCCGAGCAUGUCUCCUGCAGAACAAAAGCCUCUUCCUGCACGUUAUUGUUCGCUGCGACUAUGACUUCUGCCACAAACCGCAAAAUGUGAUCAAUAGUUUUCAUUUUAGGUCAUUAGUUACUUUUCUAUUACCAAGGCGGAGACAGUUGGCUCCAAUAUGAGUGCGUCUGCGGGGACCGGGGUUUUUGUGUUUUCCCUUACGUCCAUCCCAAUUUGCUACUUAUGUAAUUCACUCAUUUGCAACGACAGUGCUGAGGCGCUGUUCUACGCUGGGUGUGCCACUUUUGUAACUUUAUGCAUCUCAGGACAGUUUAUCCUCAACAAGAAGGCGCCAUCAGAUCCUCUCUUUUAUGUGUAUGCCGUUUUUGCAUUUCUGAGCGUCGUCAAUCUUAUUAUUGGUUUGGAGCAAGACAACAUAAUUGAUGGAUUUGUGACUUUUUAUCUCAAAGAGGCAGAUCCGCACAUUAACACAGCCCACGGUCACAUGAUUUCCUAUUGGGACGGUUGUGUACACUAUCUCAUGUAUCUACUAGUGAUCGCCGCUAUAACAUGGGGGGACAGUUACCGAUCCAUCGGCCUGUACUGGGUGGGAUCCUUUCUCAUGCGUGCCAUAGUCUACAUUCUCGGGAACACUGUUGGUAAAUAUGGGCUUUACGUGGGCCCUCUCUCUCUGCUCUAUGGGGGGUACAUCUUUAUCGCAGUUUGGGCUUGUUUCCGCAUCUUCAGCCAGCCGUCCACCCAACAGACACUAACCACUGAGACUCAAAGGAAACGUUUGUCCCAGCGACCAACGGACAUGUUAUUUGUGAUCUACCUCAUUCCUGCGUUUGCCUUCUGUGUUUUUAGAGGACUGAUUGCCUUGGAUUGCUCUGGUCAGUGGUGUCAGGACUACGCUCUGCAGUUUGAACCGUACCUCAAAGAUCCCACAGCUUAUCCAAAAGUGCAGAUGCUGGUGAGCCUGUUAUAUUCUGGUCCGUACUAUUUUCUGGCUCUUUACGCCCUGAUCGUUCCAGGAUGUGGGUGGAUGCCUGAUCUGACUCUUGUUCAUUCGGGAGCAUUGGCACAGGCCCAGUUUUCUCACAUUGGAGCGUCUCUCCACACUCGGACCCCCUUCUCUUUUCGAGUCCCUCUGAGCAGCCAGCCUCUGUUCCUUUUGGUGAAUGUGAUCUACGCUCUGGUCCCUCAGCUCCUCUGCUACCGCUGCUCCACCCAGCCCGAAUUUUUCCUGUCAACAAGAACCACAUCUGACAAAAAGACCGAGUAAAAGUCUUUAACGUUAUCAGACAGUUGGUCGGACUCAAGAAGUGUAAUUUUCCAAAUGUAAAGUUAUAUGGUGUUCAGUCUUGUUUUAAUAUGGUUGAUUCUAUGUGAAGACGCAACAUUUUUAAUUUUCAUUUUCUUUGACCAUUUCUGAAUUUAUUUAAUUUUAUGUUUGUGUUUGUGGAUUACAUUCUUGUUUUUCUUUGUAGACUCAUAAAAUGUGAUUGUUUUGUAUUGCUUCUAUUCUUUUGAAAAUGGUUUGUUUGUUCUAAAGGCGUUUGAAUACUAUUUAUAGUUAGUUUUACCAAAUCUAAAGACUGUGAUAAGCCAACGAUAAGCUAAGCAAAAAGCGCUGGUUAGACAUAUGCUAUCAACAUAAAAGGAUAAAUAAUAAAACAUUACAUAAAUGAGUGACCUUAGAUACUUCUCAAUCAACCCAUUGCUUGUAAAUUAAAUUGACAAGUUUAUGCUUGC
Periophthalmus magnuspinnatus is the source of this 1752-nucleotide messenger RNA. Its product is annotated as transmembrane 6 superfamily member 1-like. Gene Ontology annotation, cellular component: lysosomal membrane. The record is from RefSeq and is a predicted model, not a curated record. The transcript is spliced from 10 exons. Lineage: Eukaryota; Metazoa; Chordata; Actinopteri; Gobiiformes; Gobiidae. Bases 176 to 1282 code for a protein of 368 amino acids.